UGCUUGCAGUUCUCCUUUACUCACCCCACUUCAACCCAGCUGAGCACAACCAGGGGAGCAAGUGUUUGGUACACAAACAGGGACUCUAUGAUUAAGCACCGGGCACAGAAAGCCCGCCCUGGGCAGCACAGGCACUGUGAGAGAUGUUUCAACAGGCACUGCCACGCACCCAUUGAGCCAUCCGUCUCCUGCAUGGUGAUCAGCUGCCGCUUCCACUGCGGGGCCACCUUCCACAUGUGCAAGGAGGAGGAGCACCAGUUGCUAUGUCCCUUAGAGCAGGUCUCCUGCCUCAACUCAGCUUAUGGCUGCCCUUUCUCCAUGGCCCGCUUCAAGCUGGCGAAACACCUCCAGGUCUGUCCAGCCAGCGUUGUCUGCUGUUCAAUGGAGUGGAACCGCUGGCCGAACGUGGAUUCAGACACAACCCUGCACAAGAACAUCAUGAAGGAGACCUUGAACGAAGAGUGUCUGGACACAGCCUUGGCACUCAGAGACCAGAAGAUACUUUUCAGGACUUUGAAAGUAGCUGAAUUGUUUCCAGAGUGGAGGAAGAAGGAUGAAGUGGAAGAGCUAAUGGACGAAGCCAUGGGUGGGGUGGAAGGGGCUGUGGGAGGAGUAGCCUGUGGCUCCCAAGAGGGCAACAACCAGCUGCCUGAGCUCAGCCAAAGUGAGCGCGAAGAAUUGGCAAAGGACAAAGAAGGAAUGGAUCUGGGGAGCUACAAAACCUGGGAGAACAUCUUCAAAAAAGACCUCCUGGCUUGCCAGGUAACAGGCUCAGCAGCUAGCACAGGAAAAAAGACAGAGGGUGCUAAAACAACACCAGCUUCCAGCUCCUCAGAGACAGCAAAGGAAGUUCCUGAUGGUGCAGAGCAACCAAAGGACCAAAAGUCUGGACAAGUAGCAUCAGUAACACCAAAUACAGAAAUGACAGGACUGGCUCCCUGGCAAGAAGGAGUACUGGAGAGGCUGAAGAAGGAAGUUGGUGUAGGUGAUUACAACAUGUACCUGCUACAUCAUGGGGGAAUGCUCAUCCGCUUUGGCCAGCUAGCUGCUUGCACUCCCAGAGAAAAAGAUUUUGUCUAUGGGAACUUGGAAGCUCAGGAGGUGAAGACUGUCUACACCUUCAAAGUGCCAGUUAGUUACUGUGGCAAAAGAGCACGACUGGGCGAUGCACUGGGCCACAAGAUGCCAACUUCAGACAAAUCAGUGGAUACCUCAGAACUGGGAAUAAACCUAGAAGAGCUACCUAAUGCAAAUAUAGUUGAAUCCACACUGCUGUGUGCACUGGAAAAAGAGCUGAAAGGCCAUGAGAUCUCUGAAUCAAGGGGUAUCGAUGGACUCUUUGUGGAUUUUGCAACACAGACAUACAGCUUUCCAAUGGAGCCGUUCUCCUCCAAUGCUGUUCUAGCAGAUAUUCUGGAUGAAAAAAGCCCACCUGAACUUCAUGUGGAGCUCUUCACUGAAUGUGUAACCAGAAGACACAACAAAAGCAGUUCAGCUUUCACAUUCACUUGCAGCCAUUUCUUCAGGAGGGAUGAAUUCCCAUCCCAUUUCAAGAAUGUGCAUGCUGAUAUCCAGUCAUGUCUGGAUGGAUGGUUCCAGCAUCGCUGCCCACUAGCCUACUUGGGAUGUACUUUUGUUCAAAAUCACUUCCGCCCUGAGGGGCUUAAGGCCAAGGUUAUAUACAGCAAGCCUCUCCAGACAUUUGCUAUUAAGCCAGAGGUGGACACCCUUCUUGCUGAAUCUGGGAAGGGCAAUUCCACAGUGUCUCAUCGAGGGAGAAAUAAGGACUCGCUGAGCAGCCUUCCAGUGGAAGUGCUCAAGUACAUUGCAGGGUUCCUGGACAGCUUCAGUUUAUCUCAGCUAUCACAAGUGUCAGCGCUGAUGAGAGACAUCUGUGCCACUCUUCUUCAAGAGAGGGGAAUGGUCCUCUUGGUCUGGGAGAAAAAAAGAUAUUCCCAUGGCGGUACUUCUUGGAAGGCUCGCAAAAAGAUCUGGCGGUUCAGCAGCCUGUUCUCCACAGUUAACAAAUGGCAGCACAACGAUGUCACAUGCAUGUCAGAGCACCUGAAGAAUUGUCCCUUUUACCAGGUGGAGCACAAGACAGACCCCGUGCUGCUGACAGGCAUGUGUGAAUCCCGAGAGCAGACUCGAAAGACUUUGGUUUCUACUUUCAAGAACAGAGUCUGAACAACCUGCUUCUCUUCCACCAUGCUCCUUUCAGAGCCCUUGAAAUGAAGAUUUGGGAAUCUGGGUGUAAAGACUUGCUUCCAGCUCUCCUUUGGAUGUACAAAACUGGCUUCUACCCAGCUGCUUUUGAAAUCUCCUGGAUGUUUUAUUUUUCUUUCCCUGACUAAUUUCAUUGUUAAAACUUCAUGCACUGCUCACCAACAUCA
This is a messenger RNA of Calypte anna (Anna's hummingbird), 2393 nucleotides long. RefSeq names its product F-box protein 40 (gene FBXO40). Gene Ontology annotation, molecular function: ubiquitin protein ligase activity; zinc ion binding; protein binding. Gene Ontology annotation, cellular component: cytoplasm. The record is from RefSeq and is a predicted model, not a curated record. The transcript is spliced from 3 exons. The coding region runs from base 88 to 2187 and encodes 699 amino acids. NCBI's taxonomy places the organism in Eukaryota, Metazoa, Chordata, Aves, Apodiformes, Trochilidae.